Messenger RNA from Mytilus californianus (California mussel), 1111 nucleotides. RefSeq names its product toll-like receptor 4. NCBI's taxonomy places the organism in Eukaryota, Metazoa, Mollusca, Bivalvia, Mytilida, Mytilidae. Bases 104 to 913 code for a protein of 269 amino acids. Gene Ontology annotation, biological process: inflammatory response; immune response; toll-like receptor signaling pathway. The transcript has a single exon. Gene Ontology annotation, molecular function: transmembrane signaling receptor activity. Gene Ontology annotation, cellular component: membrane. The record is from RefSeq and is a predicted model, not a curated record.
AUCUCAUAAUUUGUUUGAGACUGUUCCAGAUGAAGUUACAACGUUUUAUAACAUUGUCGAACUCGAUUUGUCAUACAAUCAAUUAACAACAAUUGAAAAGAAUAUGCUAGAGUGGAUUGAUACCCAGCAUAAAGAACAUGGAACUUUUGAAUUAUACCUAAGUAAUAACCCAUUAAUUUGUUCGUGUGACACCAGGAAAUUUCUACGUUGGAUGUUGACAACUAAAGUAAAGUUGGAUAAUAAUGGUAAUUACAGUUGUUUGGUUUCUUCAAGAAAAGGUAUCAACAACUAUACAAGAAAUGUCGCUGAAGACUUUCAUCAUUAUUUCGUUGACUGUGAUACUACCAUAUGGAUCAAAUUAGGCGUGUCAUUAUUGGUUUCUGUUUUAUCGAGUGUGCUUUGUAUUGCUCUAUUAUACAAUUUCAGAUGGAGGAUAAUUUUCUUUUUCUUUCGAAAUUUCCGGAGAUUUGCUGAGAAAGGUCUCGAGCUAACUUUUUAUUAUGACGUUUACGUUUCGUAUUCCGAUGACUGUGAGUCGUUUGUAAAAGAAUUACAAGAGAAAGUAGAAGAGGAAUGGGGAUUCAAAGUUUGCUUUGAAGAUAGAGAUUUCAUUGUAGGCGAAUCGAUUGCUUAUGAAAGAGCUACGUCCAUUAACAGAUGCAGACACAUAAUAUUUUUAGUAACCCCGUCAAUUGUUAAAAAUGAAUGGACUCGUUUUGAAAUCGAGCGAGCAAAGUAUGAAAAGUUUACCAAAAAUCUUCAAAAGAUUGUUGUUAUUACAAAAGAUAUCCCUUUGGAUACUAUUCCUGUAGAAUUUUCCACUAUUUGGAAAGAUGUACUUUUAAUCCAAUGGCCGAUUGAGAAGGAAGAUGUUCAAAUGGCUUGGCAAAAGCUUAGACUUUGGUUCUUUUGAUAGUGUAUAAAGAAACAAGAUUUAACAGAAUGUUUAGUAUACCACGCAUAAUACACUUAUGUAAGUGGGUUUCCUUCGUAAAUAUUAUUUAUUUCAAAGUGUUCUUCCGUAUGUUUUUUUCUAUCUAGUCAAGAUAAAUAAGAAUGCAUAUCGCUGAGUGUAUUGUAGAUUCUUACUCCAGCACUUGUUUUUGUACAU